UUCACAAACGUGGACACGCGUGAAUCUUGCGCGAGGUGACGUGCCCCGUCCCGCCCCGCGUCGCUCGCCAGCGCACUGCGUCGCGGAGACCGCGGCGGGGAAGUUACGCGUUUCCUAGUUGGGAUUUAUGGAAUACCGCUGACCCAGAUAAUAGAUGAAUGUGUAAGUAGUGGACUCGGCUCGUGGAGCGCGUGUUAGACGAGACGGACGCGGGGAUGGUUCGUCGAACGCGGACGUUCCCGGUUGCCGUCUUACCUGCGCAGCCAGCAUGGUGGAUUACGGAGUCCCAGAUGCGCCGGAAUCACUAGACUCACAGAGAGGCGCCCCGGUUCACAUGGAGCCGCUGGCGUUGGGCGCCUUGCUCGAAUGUCCCCUGUGCUUCGCGCAGCUGGACGCGUCCGCCAAGGUGCUGCCCUGCCAGCACACCUUCUGCACGCGCUGCCUGCAGAGGGAGGAGGCCGCCGGCCCCCCGCUGCUCUGCCCCGAGUGCCGCGCCGCCGUCCCCGUCAGGACGGUGGGGGAGCUCCCUGCGAACCUCCUGCUGGUGCAGAUCCUGGAGGGGCUGCAGCGCUUCACGGGGCCCGGCGGGGGCGGCGGGGGCGGGGGCGGGGGCAGGCACGCGGCUCCCCUCCCGGUGCCCGUGGCCGCGGGAGGCUCGUCGGUCAGGGAGAGUCAACACAGAGACAAACAAGGGCACGAUGAGCUGGUGCCGGCAGAACCGGGCCCGAGGGGCGACGACAGGCGGCGCCAGAGGAACGCGGGUGACGGCGCCCAGGAGCCGGCCCUGUGCCGGGCGCUGUACGACUUCAACACGGGCGAGAUCAACGUGGAGGACGGCAAAUACUUCCUCCGCUUCUUCAAGGGCGACGUCCUCACCGUCAUCAGGAAGCUGGAUGAACACUGGAUCGAAGCCAAGCUAGGGGACGCCGUUGGAAUCUGCCCUCAGCAGUUCACAGAGCCAAACUCAGCGGCUGCCAAACUGCUGGAGGGAAAGAGUCGGAGGGCGAGUGACUCAACAGAAUUUCAGCGUCGGAGCAGGAGCGGGGGCAAAGACAAGGCCGCUGACGCACCCGGCGGAUCCAGGACCGCCCAUUACGGAGUCCCUCAAGUCCCGGCCAAGGCAGCCAUCAUCAAUUAUUUGCCCCUCUCCAGUCAGGGGAAGCAAUCCGCAGCCGGCGCUGGCAAAUCCUGCCCGACCCUCGGCGCUAUCAAUAGCCUCAACCGCCAGGGGCGGCCCCGCCGCCUCUCCGUGACCUCGGGCGUCCGGGAGUCCUCCCAGAACCCCCAGCGCAGCCGCCGCUCCACUUACAGCGCGCAGCGACACCUGCUCCAGCGGGAGAAGAGGAUGACCGGCGAGCCCCCCCCCGCCAUCGCCAUGGCUCUGGUGAACCCUCAGAUGUCUUCUGCUUCCGAGGAGCUCCGAAACGCCUCCACGCAGCAGCUCUCCAUCAGCGUGUGCGGCGUGCUGUAUUCGUACAAACCCCGGCGGCCGGAGGAGCUGGAGCUGAGGAGAGGAGAGAUGGUGGGUGUGUACGGACAGUUCAAAGACGGCUGGCUGCGAGGGUUAUCGCUCAGAACAGGCAAAGUGGGCAUAUUGCCUAGCAACUACAUCACACCUGUGCUCAAAACCUCAGGGCGGCUCCUGGAGACCAAAGCAGCUAACGCGUCCUCACAACACAACUCAGCAGCUGUGAGGAAACCUGCAGCUGCCAGGAAUCCUGCUGUGGUCCUCGCUCUGGAUAGGGUGAACACUGAUGGGACCACGUUCCCAACAGGACAGGGCCCAUCUGUGCCCAAUGGAGCCCAGCACGCAAUGUCAUCAGCUGCUACUGGGAGGUCUGCCUUUUAUCGGGGUGCACAAGGUUGGGACACUGUGAGGCGUAUCUUUAACCCACAGAAAAGCUCAAACCAUUUCGCCCACACAUCCAACCUCAACAUCCCGUCCAACUCGCAGCACUUUGCCCAGGUUCAGGUGUCCGGCUACUCCCCUGCGAUGCAGCGGAAGAAAAAGAGCAGCAUCAUGUUCAACUCCGGCAGAACGCUGGGCUGGAUGACUGAGCCCGCAGCGCCCUCUGCUGGCGCCGUCACGAAGGACCACGACUUCACUGCUUCACGGGAGACAUUUCCUGCCAACGGGCCUCAGUCGAUACUAGUCAGACCUGAUCCUUAUAAGAGCAAUGCAGACAAGCCUGUGAAGACAGUGCGCUUUCUCACAGAGGAAGACUCCCCUCCUCCAAGACUUCGGACCUCCUCCUGGUCAUCAGGAAGUCAGGUGUCCUCUAACAGCCGGCCCGGUCCUCUUCCGUUGGAGGUGUGGGCCCCCUCUCUGACCUUGGGUAGAGAUGGACCAGGGAUCAUUCUUAAAGAGGGGAAAGCUCCUGUUCUGAGAAAAGGCCUUGAAGCAGCCGUCUCCGAUCUGAACUCUAACCUGCCAAAGCCGUUAGUGUCGUCCCAGCCGUCCCUAUCAGCUGUAUCAGCUCAGUUCAGCCCCGUCAGACAUCGAGUGGGCACAACGCAUUUAGCCCAGACAGAUUCAGAACUCAGUCUGCUUCAAGGGGAGCUUGUCCUCGUCCACAGGCCUCGUCCUGAUGGGCGGAUUCUGGUUACUCAGGAGAUCAGUGGGCAGACAGGGUUAUUCCACAGCAGUGUGCUUCAGGCCCUGGAGAGGCUCAGCUGACUGUGUAGGGCCACUCUAGUAGUGUAUAUUUUUAUAUCCCACAUCAUCAAACUGCCAAAAGACUUCACUGACCUGAACAACAGCGUUCCUGUUGGGGUCCAAAGAGUUCUACUGCCAAAUGUCAGUCCUAUAAGAGGAACGAGAGUGUGGUUAAAUCCUUCAUCCAUAUAUUUUUGUCCUUCUAAGUGUGUGCAUGUUUGUGACACGUGCUAUUCUAAGGUUUUGCACAAAAAUCCAUGUAAUGACUUUCCCUUGUUUAAUACCCAUGUAAUACACAUUAGUGAGUGCCUUUGUCAGAACCAACACAUAAACUAUAUUUAAAUGCAUUUAGAAAAAUUAUGAGGUAAAAUGUCUGUACUGUUUAUGUGUUAAUAAAUAUACUUUACGAGUCA
Molecule: messenger RNA, 3069 nt
Organism: Betta splendens (Siamese fighting fish)
Lineage: Eukaryota; Metazoa; Chordata; Actinopteri; Anabantiformes; Osphronemidae
Gene: sh3rf2
Product: SH3 domain containing ring finger 2
Exons: 11
Coding region: 269-2677 (802 amino acids)
Biological process (GO): positive regulation of JNK cascade; protein ubiquitination; positive regulation of proteasomal ubiquitin-dependent protein catabolic process
Molecular function (GO): protein binding; ubiquitin protein ligase activity
Source: RefSeq, a predicted model, not a curated record